AUGGAAUGUUGCGUUUAAAGGAUUUCGUCACGAAGAAGAUCUUGAUCUUAUUCAUAUACUUCCUCUCAGUGGAAGGGUGUACAAUCCAGGCACUGAUACAUCGAAAUGGUAUGCCUACGACUUCCAUUACUUGAACCAAGGUCCAUACAACACAUCAACAGACUUAAUGAAUGCAUACAUGUCCAACAAUAUCAGAAAGGUCAAGUUGGAAGCCGGAUUUAGGAACACCCUAUGGGAUCGUGUCUUUCCGAAAAGGGACAGCAGCCUUCCACUACGCGACAAUGCCGAUAUACAUGGACCACGUACGUAUUAUCCAGCUGGGCCUAGGUAUACAAUAGAAGGCACGCACGUGAAAUGGAUGGGGUGGAGUUUUGAUAUUAGCGGGAGCCAAAUUCGAGGACCGGCUUUGUUCAAUAUCAACUUUAAGGACGAGAGAAUUAUAUAUGAGUUGGCUGUAAAUGAUAUCGCCUUAAACUACGCCAUGGAUUCACAUGCUCAAAAUAAUAUUAUUUAUGCAGAUGCUACAUAUGGUAUAAUGGGCGGGGAUUCGCCAACAACGAUAAUGCCCGGUGUAGACUGUCCGGAACAUGCGACAAUACUUAACACAACAUUUUGGUGGCAUACAACACAGACAGCGUAUGAUAUGCGUUCAAUUUGUAUAUUUGAAGCAGACGGACAGGAUGCUUUAUGGAGACAUGCCGGGCAUAACUUUGAGGCGGGAUUGAGAAAUAGGCAUCUUAUAGUCAGGUCACCUGUAGUCAUAGGUAACUAUGACUACACAUUCGAAUUCCAUUUCUACCUUGACGGCAAAGUGUAUACCCACGCCAAGGCCAGCGGUUAUAUACAAUCCAGCUUCUGGGACGAGGGUAACCCGCACUCCCCCGAUAACACCAGAGAUGCAUUCGGUUAUAGGAUAGGUGAAUACAUGACAGGUCCCAUCCAUGAUCACAUGUUUGGCUUUAAAGUAGAUUUUGAUCUUGUUGACAAGAAUAAUUCGUUCCAAAUCGUAAAGUGGAAAGCUGGGCCAGUUCUUGAAGCGCUCAAAACUCAAAAACAUGAUAUCACAAAAGCUCCAGAAUAUUUCAUUUACAACGAAACACGUUAUAUUGAGUGGGAAAGGAUUGAAAAAGAAAUGGGAAUACAGGAUCCGAGUGAACAGCAAUUUUGGUUGGUUAUCAAUGAACGAGAAAAGAACAAAUGGGGUGUUGAAAGAGGGUACCAAAUAGCACCAUUAGCUACAGGCGACCAGGCAUUAAAGACUCAUCCACUAUUAAACGCACUUUCUUUCACGAAAUUUCACUGUGCUGUGACGAAGCGCAAAGAAGAGGAGUCAACGUUGACGUCAAUUUAUGACGUCAAUAGAAUGGAGCAUGCGCAAGAAUAUUUGGCAAAGCACAUCGACGGAGAAAGCAUCGUUGACGAUGACAUUGUUAACUGGGUUACAGUCGGAUUUCUCCAUGUCCCUACUACAGAAGAUAUGCCGAUGACAGUGAAAGUUGAAACUGGUUUUAUGUUAAGGCCGUUUAAUUUUUUUGACAGGACCGCUUCCUUUGAUAUGCCGGAACAUGCUGAGACAAAGGAUGGGAUAAUAAGAGAGUCCGAACCUUCAUAUGAACAAUGUUCCGAGCCCAAAAAAGAAUAUUGUCGUUUUUGUUAAUUGUCAACUCUAAGUCAUGUUUCUUUUAAUCCUAUACGAAGAUGGUCGACAGUUUUAACUGAUACUUGUUAUUCAUAGUGAGUAAUACAAAUAAAGUUAUAACAUACAGGUACAUUUAUAAAUAUAUGUAUAUGUAUAAAUUCUGCUACAAAACAUCAACAUCUCAGUUAUUUGAAUAUUUUUAUUAAGCCCAAUAUUUAGUGGUAAAAAUCUUAAUAUACUAUUAAAUUGAAUAUAUG
This is a messenger RNA of Ruditapes philippinarum (Manila clam), 1896 nucleotides long. RefSeq lists its product as uncharacterized. The record is from RefSeq and is a predicted model, not a curated record. Gene Ontology annotation, molecular function: copper ion binding; primary methylamine oxidase activity; quinone binding. Gene Ontology annotation, cellular component: plasma membrane. NCBI's taxonomy places the organism in Eukaryota, Metazoa, Mollusca, Bivalvia, Venerida, Veneridae. Gene Ontology annotation, biological process: amine metabolic process.